GUGUGUGCAGUUCACAGGGAUGCAAAAUAUAUGGGUGCAAGACUUGGAGUGCCAACAGGGUCCCUCCAACCCUGACACCAUCCAGGGCCCUCCAGAAGCACCAAUGGAGAAGGACGUCGACGGCUGCCAGGAUGGGGCCAAGACAGUGCCAAGUGCCAGGCUGAGCACCGAGGGGACAGAAGCACAGCUGGAUGAUUUUGUGGGUGCUCAUCCUGACUACAAUGAGGAAGAGGAGGAGCAGAAAUACUUUCGCCACAAGCGCCUCGGUGUCAUCAAGAACGUGGUGGCUGCCAGCCUGGCUGGCACCCUCACUUACAGCGUCUACCUGGGUCUGCUGCAGAUGCAGCUGAUCCUUCACUACGACGAGACCUACCGCGAGGUGAAGUACAGCAACAUCCAGUUGGAGGACAUUGACCGCAAGGUGCUGAUGGGCAUCAAUGUCACACCCGUGGCGGCGCUGCUCUACACACCCAUCCUCAUCAGGUUCUUUGGCACCAAGUGGGCCAUGUUCCUGGCAGUCGGCAUCUACGCCCUCUUCGUCUCCAGCAACUACUGGGAGCGCUACUACACGCUGGUGCCCUCCGCAGUGGCCAUCGGCAUGGUCAUCGUGCCCCUCUGGGCCUCCAUGGGCACCUACAUCAUGCGGAUGGCCCAGAAGUACUAUGAAUAUGUUAACUACAAGGAGGAGCAGGAGAAGGAGAGGCAGCGGGCGCCGCGGGACGCCUGCAAUGCCUACAUCGUCGUUUUCCAGACCGUCUUCUACUCCUGCUUCCACUUGAGCUUUGUCUGCGCUCAGAUGCCCAUGGUCUUCUUCCUCAACAACUACCUCUACCAACUCAACCACACGCUCUUUGCAGUGAAGCACUGCGGGACCCUCAGCCACGGCACGCUGCCUGGUUUCAACAAGACAGUGCUGCAGAGCCUUCCCCGCAGCGUCAACCUCAUCAUCGUGGAGAGUGCGUUGAUGGCCGCCGCCUUCCUCGCCAUGCUGGUGGUGCUGGUGCUGUGUGGCGCAGCGUACCGGCCCAUGGAGGAGAUCGACAUGCGCAGCAUUGGCUGGGGCAACAUUUUCCAGCUGCCCUUCAAGCACAUGAGGGACUAUCGCCUGCGGCACCUCUUCCCGUUGUUCAUCUACAGUGGCUUCGAGGUGCUCUUUGUCUGCACCGGAUUUUCCCUGAACUACGGCGUGUGCGCCCUCGGGCUGGAGAGGCUGGCGUAUCUCCUCAUGGCCUACGGCUUCUCCGCCUCGGUGUGCUCCAGCCUGGCCCUGUGCAUGCUGCGCCUGCGCCGGCACAUCCCGCUGCUGGCUGGAGCCUUGAUCCAUGUUGUACUCCUGGUGACGCUCUUCUGCUGGGCACCGGAGCCCCGGUACCUGCCGCAGGCGCCACUGCUCUACAGCAUUGCCGCACUCUGGGGCACAGGCAGUGCCCUCAACAAGACCGGAAUCAGCAUCCUUCUGGGAAUGUUGUACAAGAAAAAGGAGCGCCAAGACUUCAUCUUCACCAUCUACCACUGGUGGCAGGCCCUGGCCAUCUUCACCGUCUACCUGUGGUCGGGGCUGCCCAUGAAGGCCAAGCUGUCCAUCAUGCUGCUGACGCUGGUGGUGGCAGUGGGGACAUACCUGUGGAUGGAGCGGAAGGUGGCAUGGAACGUGGAAGUCCGGCUGCCCCGCAUCCCGCGCCCACGCCACAAAACACGUGGAUACCGCUACCUGGAGGACAACUCGGAUGAGACUGGCUCUGACGGUGAUGGAGGCAAGGAGGAUGAUGACAGGCACCCAACUGAGGCCACCAGGGAGGACGAGCUGCCAAAAGAGGACGGGCAGCAGCUGGGAUAGGGACAGCCUGUCCUGGGCCCCAUCCUGCUCUUGGUACCUGAGGGGGUUCCACAGCUCCCCCAGGAUGGGCCCAAAAUUCUGCAAACCCCCCCAGGUCAGGCUUGCAGCUCCCCGAGCUAGGCCUAAAGCCCCUAGGCAGCCCAAAUCCCCCCACACUGGCUGACAGACCCCCAGAUUGGACCACGGACCCCCUAGGUCAGGUCUGCAGCCUCCAGAUGGUUCUACAGCCCCCAGAUUGUGGUACAGAGACCCCCAAAUUGUGGUACAGCCCCCAGGCAGGCCCAUAGCUCCCCAAAUUAUGAUGUAGCUGCUCAGGUCAAACCUGCAGGCCCUCAAGCCAGCCCCAAAGCCCCCAGACGCAAAUCCACAGCCCCUCAUACAAGACUCACGCUCCCCAGGAAGAUCCAAAGCCCCCCAGGUGAGGCCCACAGAUCCCUGAGCAGAUGCACAGACCUCCAGCCCUCCCAUAUUAGCCCGCAUCCAGACGCCCAGAGCUGCCCUGGAGCCCCCAGGCAGAUCGGCCCCCUCCCGAACUGGCCCACAGCCCUUCAAACCAGACCCACACGCAGCCCAGGCAGCCCCGCAGCCCCCUCUAGGUUGUCCCGGAGCCCUGCUAGUUCAGCCUGCAGCCCCCCAGGUCGGGCCCACAGACUUCCCGACCUCUCCCAUCCCCGUUUUCCUUCAAUAAACCCCUCCCUCCGUGUCCUUGAA
Molecule: messenger RNA, 2548 nt
Organism: Lonchura striata (white-rumped munia)
Lineage: Eukaryota; Metazoa; Chordata; Aves; Passeriformes; Estrildidae
Gene: UNC93B1
Product: unc-93B1 regulator of TLR signaling
Biological process (GO): toll-like receptor 9 signaling pathway; toll-like receptor signaling pathway; intracellular protein transport
Cellular component (GO): endosome; lysosome
Molecular function (GO): Toll-like receptor binding
Source: RefSeq, a predicted model, not a curated record